Messenger RNA from Bombus huntii, 2338 nucleotides. RefSeq lists its product as uncharacterized. The coding region runs from base 371 to 844 and encodes 157 amino acids. The transcript is spliced from 5 exons. NCBI's taxonomy places the organism in Eukaryota, Metazoa, Arthropoda, Insecta, Hymenoptera, Apidae. The record is from RefSeq and is a predicted model, not a curated record.
GUAGCGCCAGAACCAGUUGACCUAAUAAUACAACCAGUCACUUCGCGUAUAAUUCCUUUCGUGAUCGACGUAUGUAUAUACACAUAUGCGUAUCAUCUAUGCACGUUAUACACAUAGAAUUGCGAAUACGUGGAAUACCAUUGAACGAAGAGAUCUACGUUAAAAGCAACGUGAAUCGUGAAUCCCGAAGUACGGAUGUAACACGUUGAGACGUGUACAUUUCUUCGCAACCCGAGAGUGCGAGUUUCUUGCGCAUGCGACGAAACGUGAACUGACGCUGAGAUUGAGACUUCGAGCAGACAGGAAGAAACAUGAAAUUUCUUAGGAGAAUUUGAUCGAUUGAAACCUGGGACAAAAUUUCAGUGGUCGAAUGCUUGUAAAAGUCUUGUCCACACGAAGGAAACUCGUCGUUUGUCCGUACGGUACUUGGCUGAAGAUUGCUUCCAAAAAGACCAAACCCUCGGCAUCCGAGGUCUUAACAAGUUAUCUCCUGCAAACGAACGAGCCACCAUGGACUUCGUAUUUUGUCAAGUAUGCCGACGUUGUGAACGAUCAAAGAGGGAUGUCCCACUUCAAUUGGCCAGUAGGCAACAGCAAUUAUCAUGUACUUAGAACCGGCUGCUUUCCAUACAUCAAAUAUCACUGUACCAAGAGGCCACGACAGGACCUCAGCGCCGAGGACAAAUUUUUCAAGGCGAUCAAGCUUCUGAACCUUGGUAUACCUACAUUAAUGUAUGGACUGGCAGCAAUUUUAUUGAUCAGACACCGAGAAAUCGUGAAUACGUCCCAAGGAAACGUAGUGAUAUAUUUCUUACUGCCCGAGGACAAAGGUUCCAUGUACUGAUAUACACGUAGAUGUACACAUUGUAUUAAUUAAAGGUUGGCUGUUCGGAUGAAGAUCACAUUGAUAGAAAGUCAGAUCGGGAUUAUUAUCCUCUCGCUUCUUGUUACUUGCAGCAAUGUAAGGAACGGCGAAUAGAUAGAAUAGAUACAGAUAUACGCGGAAAAGCAGAUAACCGCGAUGCGGAACAAGGUAAAUUACAGAAAUAUUGAUUAAGAUACAAUCGGAUAAAAUCACUCGCACAAUUCUCGCGCACUAUCUACUUAAUUGUACCGCCGCAUAGAAUGCUUCUAUGUAGAUCUACACAUGUCUCUAGUCAUGUAUUUAUGGAAAAAUAGUAGCCUAAAAAUUAUAAGCGAAUUAUCGUUGUAUGGAUAAAGGAAAUGUUAUUUAAUCGGAGGGUAAGUGCCAGAAUUUCCACUUAAGCGUCUUUCGUUAUGUGUGCAGAUUGUUCUCAGAUUUACAGAGAUAAGAGAUUUCCGAUACGAGGUUUGCGAGUCGCUUUGGGGACUGAAUGAGUCUUGGAACUCGAGGGAAUUUGCGCUGCCUCCUAACUUUCCCAGAGUGAAAAAAAAAAAAAAAAAGAAAAUCGAGUUCAAAGGUGGAUUAAGAGGAAAAAGAGUAAGAAGCCACCGUCUGCCAUUGAACGAUCAAACCACGCUGCUGUAUCUCGUCUAGACUUUCAUGAUACGCCAACAGCACGAUGAAAUAAUAUUUAUUAUGAUUGUCACGACAGGCGGAAGAAUAGAGUUUGCGGUUUAACAUAAUUACUCGGUGCGUAUCACAAUAAUAUUAAUUAGUAACUUUUUAUAGGCAUCACGAUGCGUGGAAUCAAAUGUUUACAGGGACUACAGGUCACAGACUACAGAGUACAGAGGGAAUUCUUUCGCAUUGCAUAAUUACGUUGCAAUUAGAGUAGGUACAACCGCGCGUCGGUGGAGACAGGAAAAGGAAACGUCAAACCAAAGAUACCUACGUAGCCCUAAAGGUAUCAUUUGCAUUAGCUUGUAGAAGUUUUGCAGCAAUCUACACGCAUGACUAACCGAACAACUCGUUAAGAAUACGCGUAUAGAAAAGAACAAUUUCAUAAUAUCGGUACAAACUGUCGUUGAAUCGUGACAAUAUCGAUGUUGGAUACUGUUAUGUGAACAAAGUGUUACAAUUUAGCCUCGAUAAAUGAUUAAAGAAAAACUCAAGAGAUUAUUUAUACGAAGACGAUAGAUCUUUUUAUAGAGUCGUAAAGACUUUGUGUGAUGUUAAAAAGUCACUUAAUAUACUCUAAACACUCGUCGAGAUUAUUUUUUUAUCUUUAGACUAAAAGUCUAACAAACUUAUAAACUUAUACCUAUACUAAUAAACUUAAGAGUCUAAAAGUUGGAUCUUGGAAAUGAUCGAUUUCAUACUGAUAUUUAACCUUUCCGUAUUCACGAUAAAAAAAACAAUUUAUCGAUACUGUUUAACCAAACGUCAUAAUAAAAUAAAACGUCAAUCAAAGAG